Apis cerana (Asiatic honeybee) is the source of this 6666-nucleotide messenger RNA. RefSeq names its product heart- and neural crest derivatives-expressed protein (gene Hand). Gene Ontology annotation, biological process: developmental process; regulation of transcription by RNA polymerase II. Gene Ontology annotation, molecular function: RNA polymerase II transcription regulatory region sequence-specific DNA binding; protein dimerization activity; DNA-binding transcription factor activity, RNA polymerase II-specific. The record is from RefSeq and is a predicted model, not a curated record. Lineage: Eukaryota; Metazoa; Arthropoda; Insecta; Hymenoptera; Apidae.
UGCAUUUAGUUAUUGCGGAGGAGUGAAUAGCAAGUGGUGAUUGCGUAAAUUGGGGUUAGGUUGUCGCAGUCUGUGGAAAUAGUAGACAUCCCGCAGCGAAGAAAACAGGGAGCGAAUUUCAGUGCUAGGUCGUCAUCAAUGUGGUCGACAUCUGCGAGAACCCACCAUUUUUCCGCAAUGAACACUCGCAACAGAAAAACAUUUGUGUCUUCCAUUCUUCUCGCGAAUGUUAUUUAUGUCCUAGUAGUUUCCAUGUUUAGCGUUCGUCUGUUUUUUUUUUACGCUUUAUUAACAUGCACAAUGAAUUGGUAAAGUAAGAGAAGCAAUUCAAAAGCACACAAUUGUUGUAUUUACUGAGGAUUUUCGAGAGAGUGAUGUGGAAAGUGAUUUAGAUAAUUUUUGAAAUGAUAUUUGGAAACAGAUGUUUGGAGGAAUCAUUAUCUAGGAUUUAUAAUAUAUAUACUUAUGUGCAUAUUAUUUUAUUAAUGAUAUAUAUAAUAAAAUUAAAUAGCAUUGGGAUUAUUCGUUCGAAUUUUAAGAUAUUUUUUAAUAAGAUGUAAAUUUAGAAAGUGUAAAUUCUUUUUGUAUUUAAAAAAUUUUUUAGUCUGCCAUAAAAAUUACAUAUAUUCAACUUCCGUUGGUUUGAAUUUCAAAGACGACACCAAAUCGAAUUCUAGACUGACCUUUUACACAUUGUGCACGUUCUCCAAUUUCCCGGAUACCAAUACGCAUAUUUAAAGAAACUGUUUUCCUUUUUCUGUGAUAUCGACGGAAUCCCGCAAUGAGACUGGCGCCGACCUCCCUCGACGAGAGAUCUUUAGGAUGUCAAAAGAUUCGCAGAAGGUGAAAGAAAAUGAAAUAAGAAGGAAGAUGAAUCGAAGAUUGGAGUGUGAAAUACAAAGAGACACGUAUAAAAAGUUCAAGUGGUUGCACAUGAGGAACGAAGCUUUUCGGUUACCUACGUCAACGAUUGGAGUCUCUUCUUUCUCGUUGGCAUAUACGAAAACCGAGGAAAACUCGUAAAUUUUCUAGGAAAAGAUCUGCAAUAAGAGACUGGCGCCAAACAAAUUUCAAGAUAGUGGAGAAAGCAAUUGGUCAAGUGGUUGACUGCUAGUCUGGUCGCAGAAACUUCUUGACAGACGUUGAGACGUUGUCAAAGGCAGACGCCGCGCGAUCGACCACUUCUAAGGACGACUAAUUUCUUCCCUUUGAUGCCAGGCGGUCGAUUACCACCGCUCUUCCCUGAGAACCACGCAUUUCAGGAACAAUUUUUCGAUCGGAUCAAUUUUCAAUUGUUUUUAAUCGUUUUCAAUUGUUUACAUUGCAUUAAUAGCAAUAUAAAUAUAUCAAUUCAAUAUGGACUUCCAUCAUAAUUUUAUUUAUGCAUAUAAGAUAACCUAUGUAAAAAAAAAUACCAAACUAAAAGAAAACUAAAUUAAACUAAAUUAAAUUAAAUUAAAACGCUAUAAAAAUUUUUCAAUAAAUAUUAAAUUAUUCACAUUGGCAAAAUAAUGGCAAAUUCUACAUAUUCACGAAUCAAAUGAAAUUUUUCAAUUUGUUCCUUAUAUAUUUACAGAAAUAAAAGAAAAAUGCAUAUGUCAAUGAUUCACAUAUGCAUUCAUAUGUAGGUUAUGCGCGCUGCGGUUUCCCACAAACGAGGAUAGAUUAGAGGAUGAUUAAAAGGUGUUCUGGAUUGCGUUCCAGCAGCGCAAAAGCUGCCGGCGUUUUGAUGCGAUGCGUGUGUCCCUUUGCCACUUUUACACCCUCGAGCCAAGCAGCAGGCAUCGAAUUGGACGACCAAGGGGCUAAUACGAGACCCUUCCAGUCCGUGGUUGGAAGCUGCUUUCUCCCACUUCUCUGCCAUGCGACGCACGCUCCCUUUUUUUAUCCUCCGAGUGGAGUUGUCGCGAUUAUUUCUUAAAUAGAUAUAUAUUGCAGCUAAGUGACUUCCGGCGAUAACGAAAAUCGAAAGGUGGAAUGUCGAUUAGGAAUAUCAUGUAUGACCGAUAUUCACAGUAACUCGUUGUCGAAGGGACGCAAUCCUUGAUCUGGGUUAAUAAAAAUUCGAACGGUAUCAUAUUUCAAGAAACACCGACGGAAGAUUCUCCUUGUCCGAAAUUGCCUCGAAUCCUUUGACUUCCACGUACAGCAGCAAAGGGCGCACGCUACCGAAAAAGAUCUUCGUUCCCGGAAAAUCGCCUUUAAAUCAUCUUUAUCGUCGUAAACUUCACUUUGAACCGCUCAUCUGUGAAAUCGAUCGAAAAAACAUUCAUAAUUUUCCUUCUGAAUCGAAAGAAGAAAAUACUAACGAUAUAAAAAUAUACACGCUAUUAUUUAUUUAUUUUUUUUUUUAUCCAUCAAAAUUUUUAUUUUUACACAGUUACAAUGAUUCCAAUGGUUCCAAUGGCAAAGAUAGGAUAGGGAAUUUAAUUGUCCAAGUUCGUUUUCGCGUUUCUUUCGAUCAAAAUAAUCGAGGCAUCGCCCUCGAAGUGAGGUUAAGUCCACUUUUAAUCCCGCAGAUAACAUCGGCCGCGGUUCUCAAUCACAGAUAAGAAUGUUAAUUUGCUCGACAUUGAGUCGCGCGAGUAAAGGUCGGUAAAAAAGUGGAGCGAUGACGCGUUGACGGUAACGCACGCUGACAGAGGGGGCUUUUUGCCAUCCGAAGAAGAGUCAGCCCUGGGAAAAAGACAGAUAAGGCUACUUAAAGUAGCGCCAAGCCAUAGAACAGAAUCGUGCGCUGACCGAUACUAUUUUCAGUCCUUUUUGCCACUAAUUACGACGACUUUUAUCAAAAACCACUCGAGCAUCCCCCCACUCUGUUACGGCACUUAAAAUUAAAAGUCUAUCACCGAAAAUUUUAAAAUAGAAUGUACUUGGAUGAAAUUCGUGGAAAUAUAUUUAUCGAAGACGGAUAUGUCCAAUUUUCUCUGACGUUUAAUUAUAGAUACAAGGUAUGUUCGUAAGAUUUCACUUGGAUAAUGGACGCCCAUUUUUUUUUUUUUUUGAUCUUUAACAAAUAAUUACAAAUUAAAAUCCGUUCGAGCAAAUUGAUUCAUUUCUAAAUAUAUAUAUAAUGAAAUUGACAUUAACAUACCUUGUUAAUAAUACCUUGUUGUUUAUAUUUCGUGUAUUUUUUUUUAAUCAUAACAAUUUUCAAUUGCGAAUUUAUCGAAGUCUUAGUGUAUUAUAUUUAUAUUGAUCAUCGCCCAACGAGAAAAGAAAAUCAAGAAAAAACGAAGUAAAAGAAUUAUUAUCGCGUGACUAAUAUAUUUCAUAUCAUGAUACACAGUGGAUCCUCUCCAUUCCUUAGCUAAAUCAUAUUCCCCCGGUUUUGGCCAAUUCCCCUGUUCAAUUUCCUAAUUGAAUCGAACGAGGUACGCCGCAUGGGCGUAGACCAGCCUGGACUCCGCCCUUCGAUUCCACUCGUCGAGCUUCCACGAGCUUUAACGUUCUCCUCUCCUGGAGCCUGCGUCUACACCCACCAGCGGCGUGCUCGAGUACCAAACAGAAUCACCCAACCACUAGAGGUGAUCUCCGAAAUCGGCUUUCUUUUCUCAGUGGCAUUUGGACCGCAUCUCGAAACGCAUCGAUCACGAGGGAGCAUCGAGGCGCGGUAUAACACGUUCCAACCCCUCGUGUUUCGUGCUCCAUGAAACCGGAAAUAUUUUCACUAAUUUCACUUUCAUUUCCGCGCUGCUUCUGUGAUUCUAUUCUGUGAAGACAAACGUAAUAGAAAAUCGUCAGAUUUCGUUUAAGCUAUCGAGUUUUGUGAAUUUUUGGUGAAGAACAGCUUUCCUCGGAUGAAGGAAUUGUGAAAGGAAUUGUGAGAAAAUUGGGAUCGAAUUGGUUUCAUUGUGGUGAAAUCACGAUUUAAUCGGAUUAAUAUCGCUAUUAAUAUUCGUGAACGUAUUGAAUUAUAUUCAGAAUGGUCUUGUUAUAUUGAUUAUUUUAUGGAGUAUAUUUCGUGGAGUUACAAUUAAUCGAAGAUAUUUUUUUUACUUCGUCACGACUUGUUAAAAAUCGUUACACGCCUAUUUUUGCACAAUCAUCAAAUUUAUCAUCGUUACCAUGUUCAUUGUCAGAGAUAUUAUCAUCAUCUAUUACGCAGUUUGGAAUUUAUAAUAUAUAUGAUGAUGAAGUAAAGGAGCGAAGACAUUUGAAGAAAUUAUCAUUAUACGUCUAUUUUGUGGAUAAAAUUAUUAUUAAUUAAAAAUUUCCUCUAUUGGAAUUGGAUAUAAUUUAUCAAGAAAUCCUUGUCAGAAUUACGAUUAAUUGAAAUUUUCUUCAAUUUUCUCGAUACGAAUCUGUGAUGACUUAAUAAGGAUCUGUUAUUAAACGGAAAUUAAAACUUUUUAAAAAGAUUGAAUUUUGUUGUGGACGUAUUUGAAUCAGUUGAUUUGUGUUGCAAGAAAAAAAGUGAAAAAAGUAGAAGGAAUUUAAUAUGAUGUUGGGAAGCUACGAGGCGCAGCCGGAUUACUAUCCGCAAUGGCAUCAACCCUAUAAUUAUGUUACACAAUUACCGUAUGGUCCGUUGAACAUGCCAGAUGCGGAUAGCCAAUCGACGUACUGGGGCGCGGAUUCCGGGAUUUCUGGGGGUAGUUCUGGCGCAGGAAGUCCCACCGCCUCAACACCUCCCUUGAUCGAAGAGAUUGGUGUCCAGGAACCCAGUUACUCCCCUCUACAACAAUACCCGCAAACUUCGAUGAACCAACACUAUUCCAAUUUAACUUAUCCACCCCAACAAGACGUCCCUCAUCAUCAUUUUCACCAUCAUCAUAAUCAUCAUAAUCAUCAUCAACAAAAUCAUAGAAGAGAUAGCGAUUAUUCCACGGUCUCUUCGAUAAACCAAGUCGAUGGCUCGCUUCAACAACAUCUUAGACAAGGAAUCAGAGACAGUGGCGUAGUUGUCAGGCCUAAAAGAAGAAAUACAGCAAACAAGAAAGAAAGAAGACGAACACAGAGCAUAAAUAACGCGUUUGCCGACCUUCGUGAUUGUAUACCGAAUGUACCGGCAGAUACGAAGUUAUCGAAAAUUAAGACGUUGAGACUAGCAGCUUCGUAUAUUGGAUACUUGAUGGCGGUAUUGGAGAGUGACGAGGGAGAGGAACCGCAAACUUUUCGCGCUGAAAUUUUGUCCAAUGGCAGGAGAAACAAGACGGUUCAAGCAAAUCAGAAUGAAUCGUAUUUACACCAAACAGGUGUAGGAACCGAGGAAUCAUCAAAAAGCAAAGGACGAACUGGUUGGCCGCAGCAUAUGUGGGCCCUCGAAUUGAAGCAGGAAUCGCCUACGAACCAGAUGCAAUAAAAUUACUGAUCUCUAUCUAUUUUUGACGCAGUGGCUUCUGUUCUACUGUGAUUAUCAAGAAACGAAUCAAAUGUAAGGUUAGAUCAGUUGGUAGCGAGCCAGGAAAUUUCAGAAUAAUUUUCGAUUAUUCUUGACUUUUCCUAGCUAUUUAUUAGAUAUUUAAAAAAUUUUUUUCAUCUUUCAAUCAACGAAAUAUUAUAUAAUAAGCUAAAAUUAAUUUAUUUACAUAAAAUAUAAAAUAUAAAAUAAGAUUAAUUAGUGCAAAAAUUGAAACAAAUAGAAUUAACCCUGUAAUACUAUAUCUAAAUACAUAAUUCUGAUAACAUUAUAUUUUUAAAUUCUUAUAAUAAGUAUUCUUGUGAAAAUAAAUAAAAAUAGAAUUUAAGUGAUCAAAAAAAAUUUUAUUAAUAAAAAAAAUCAAUUUCAAUAAAUUCAAAUUUAUUAUCGAAUAAUCUUUAUCUUUUGCAUGAUAAAUAAUUACCAAGAUAUUCAGAUUUAUAUUGUAUUUCAGGGUUAAUAAAAUAGUCUGAUAUUGUGUUAAUUUAAAUAUUUUUGACACAAGUAUGAGAGAGUAAAAAAAAGAUAAAUUUGUUAUGUCUUUAUAUUUGUUUUUUUCCUCUUUUUUUAAAUUCAUUUUAUUUGAACAUCUUUCACAUUUUUCAAUUACUUUUAAUUUAUUACAGUAAACAAUUAUAAAUUCGUUAUAAAUUGAGUAGAAUCUUUUAAUCUUCUCUCACAAUCAAAAGUAGUAGAUCAUUGUUUUUGUUUAAACAAGAAAACGUUGAUAAGUCUGUUGUAAAAUACAAGCGAUCGUUUGUAAAUACGCGUCUGUGAGUAUAGAUUAUGCGUGUAAAUAGAAGUAUCUGAUUUCUUAUUUCAUAAUAAUUUACAUCGGCCCUUUAUUAUUUGUCUACAUCUUCAUUGAAUUUCUUAUAAUUUAAAGAUCACACAUUUAAUAGUUCCUUCUUUAUUUUUUAAAAAAUUUUAUUUCUUUUAUUGUUAUAAAUUUAUAUAAUUCAUAUAAUUCAAUUUAUUUUCAAUUUUAUAUAAUUCAUUAUAUAAUUUUCAAAUCAAUUGUGAACUUGAUCAUGAAAGAUUUAAAAAAAAGAAGAUUCAAUUUAAUUAAUAACAUUAUCUUAUAGCAAAACAAGAUUAAUGAAGUUUAUCAAGAAUUAAUAAAUCGAUGAAAAAUGUAAUAAAAUGUAAUAUACGCUCAAUUGAAAGUUGUAUCAUGUCUAAAUAUAUUCUACUCUAUAGAUCUAAGCAAAAUGAUCGGUUUAAGAUGCUUGUAAACUUUUGUAUAAACUACUUAUCUUAGCGAUGUAUAAAAAGUCACUAGUAAUAAAUAGAAUACACGAUAA